AUGAAAAUAAUAUGGUGCGCGUUCCUACAUUUGUACGUAUUCCCUGUAUGUUGCGCAACGGAACAGACGACGUCGCCAAUUAUAAUAUCAACGACGGGCACUAUCGAGAACCUGGGGAAAACGGAAAAAGACGAGGAGCAAGAGGAGGAGCAGAAGGAAAUUGAGGCCGUGCCGAUGACGGAACAGGUUAUGGAUGCCAACAUAAAAAUAACCGACGUGCCGGACGUGGAAGAAACCACCGAAGACUGGGACGCAAACUGGGACAAGAACAAGGUUAUACGAGAUGUCGCCUAUUAUAUUCGGGCGCACAAAUUUCAAGACUACGAUCGUCGUUAUUACAAGCGGCUCGAAGAUUCGCCGAGCAGACUUUACGAGGAAUUUCCGAAACCACCUUUAAGAUCUUUGCAUUGGGAAGUACGCAGACACUGCGAGGCAAGCUUCGUCGAAUGCCUGAAAUACAUCGAAAGCAUCGUUAAACUGACUGCUCUGAAGCGAGAAGAUGACAUUGUCACGAUCAUGAGAGAACAAAAAUGGAAUCUCGCGAACAACGCCAAGCAAAUUCAAGCCGCUCAAAAGGAUUGUCUUGCAGGUCAGAGACGCGACGAUCUAACCAUGCCUCCCUUUCAAGGUCCAAUAGAACGGUUUCAGUGGCGCACUACGGUCAGUUACUACAUGUGCUGGUACACGAUGCUCGGCGUUCCAGAAUUGAGCAUUUUCGGAGAGUCGUGCGAUAACCACGCCAACUGUCGAGUGGAAUCCGAUUCCGGGAACGAAGACCCGAGAACCGAUGACACGAUACCAUAUGCCUGCGCCCUUUAUAGUUUCUGUCCGGAUCAUUGUUGCCCUAUGAAACAUAUCCGGGAUAUGACGGAUUGCCAUCAGUCGCGGGACAAUCCCUGCUAUGCUGGGAACCCACCGGCUCACAGGGAAUGUACAUUGAAUCGACAAGAAAAUCGAGAUUUCCCGAGCUUGGUGGCAAAUCAGAUCAACAUCAGCUGCGAAUGUUCUGAUCCCGGAUACGAAUGGUCCUCCAGAUUCGGUCUCUGCGUCGACGUGAACGAGUGCGCUCGAGGUGAACACGGCUGCUCGACGGAGGACGGAGAAACGUGCGUCAACCUACCCGGUGGCUACGAGUGCGUUUGCAAGUUCGGCUACAUUUACGAUCCAGACCAGAGAGAGUGUGUUUUCAGCUCCGAUAUCCAACAGAUCUUGCUAGGGUGGAAAGAGGAGUCGAAUGUCACAGAAAAGAAGAGCGUCAUCGACACGAUCGUCAAAGCGAUCGCGAGAUCGUCCGCUAAUCACCUCUUGUAA
This is a messenger RNA of Bombus pyrosoma, 1311 nucleotides long. RefSeq lists its product as uncharacterized. The record is from RefSeq and is a predicted model, not a curated record. Gene Ontology annotation, molecular function: calcium ion binding. Lineage: Eukaryota; Metazoa; Arthropoda; Insecta; Hymenoptera; Apidae. The transcript has 5 exons. The coding region runs from base 1 to 1311 and encodes 436 amino acids.